GAAAGCUCCACACAAACAAGCAUGACAGGCAACAAGAGGAGAGCAGUUGACUUUAUAGAGGUGCUGCUUCUGUCAAAGGAUGAGAACGGAGAAGGCCUGUCAAAUGAAGAGAUUAAAGCACAAGCAGACACGUUCAUGUUUGCAGGUCAUGACACAACGGCGAGUGCGAUCUCUUGGGUUCUGUAUAAUCUGGCCAUGCACCAGGAGUACCAAGACCGCUGUCGUUCUGAGAUCAACGCUCUUCUUGAAGGCAGAGACACUGAGGAGCUCAUGUGGGAAGACCUCAGUAACCUGACCUUCACCACCAUGUGCAUAAAGGAAAGCAUGAGGCUUCAUCCACCUGUGUUGGCUUUAACCCGAUACUACUCUCAGGAUAUGAAUGUUCCUGGGGGACGCACCCUACCAGAAGGAGAUAUCUGUCUGAUCAGUGUUUAUGGCACCCAUCAUAAUCCAGAUGUGUGGCCUAAUCCAGAGGUGUAUGACCCCAUGCGGUUUGACCUAGACAACCAGAAACAACGCUCCCCAUAUGCUUUUGUUCCAUUUUCUGCUGGACCAAGGAAUUGUAUCGGUCAGAACUUUGCCAUGGCGGAGAUCCGUGUGGUUCUGGCACUUACUCUCAGAAGAUUCAGGGUUCUUCCAGGGUCCAGAUCUCCAAGCCGUCUUUAUAUGCUCACAAUGAGAGCAGAGGGGGGGCUGCCUCUAACACUGGAACCCGUGUCACCAGCACAAAGCUGAAACACACACACACACACACACACACACACACACAUACACACACACACACACACACACACACACACACACACACACACACACACACACACACACACACACACAAGGCUGUAGCCUUGUAACAUUAUACCAAUUCACACAGCAACAAAUAUGUGGUCCUACAUUUUGUCCUUAUUUUCAUUACUAAGUGAGACACAAAUUUACUUACCUUUUUUUAUCAGGUAUAUCGAACAGAAACAUAUGAGUGGAGCUAGAGAUGCAGGUUAUUCAUUGGUCAACAUCUAUGCACAAAAGUCAUCCUCGAAAACUGUCAGAAAUUGUCAGUAAAUAUCAGCACCAUUCUCUGGUUAUGUACAGUAGAACCUUUCCCUAUUGAAAUGUUGUUGUUUUUCCACUUCUAGGUUUCAGAUUUUUUCAUAUUGUUAUAUAUGAAUGCAUUGAAUAUUGUUUUUCUUUUCACUGAGAUCCAUGUAUUGGCUUUGUUUUGGUCUUUCGCUGUUGGGUCUCUGCUCAUUUUAAUACCGUGGCUCCUUAUAUACCAUAUAUAUGUGAAAUACCUAUGCCAUAAUAUAAUAGAUUCUGCAUUUUAUAUAGUGCAUUAUAAAGGGCCUGUUGGGAUUCUUUUUCCUUUGACUGUGCUGGACUCCAGGCAUCCUGUACCCCUGCUGUAGAAGCCUAUGUGUGUACUAGACCUUUCAAAUCUCCUAAACAGCUGUAUUUGAAUUAUAAUUCUUUUUAGUAAUGAAAUCAUUACUCAGCCAAUAAUUGUAUACAUUUUAAACAUUAGCCAUAAUGCUAAAGCAUGUAUUUAGGUUACAUAAACCAUAGAAGGUACCACAAGGAGGUAUUAUCAUAAUUUUAUUAUAAUAUAUCAGAUUUGUAUUUAUUUUAGACAUGCACCGAUACUAAAUUUCUCAUCCGAUUCCAAAAACCGAUUAUUCAGAGAGAUAUCGGCCGAUACCGAUAGUUCUGCCUUCUAUGCCUUCUUUUCAAUGAAUAAUAAUUAAUUCUACAAUUCUGAAGGAAAUGCAAAUAAAAACUUUAUUCUCUCCAUUUCAACAAGUUGUUUCAGAGUAACUGGUCUUAUAAACAGAAAACACACUACUCUAAUUAACAUUAACACAUGAACUCAAUUCUGAAGCUUAAAGUAAGAUUUCUCAACAUAUUGAAUGUUAUUAAUUCAUAUAAACAUUGACUGAAUUCUAAAAGACCUCCUGUUAGUCUCACAUUCACUCUCCACAAACAAAAGCAUUUCUACUCCAUCACUGAACAUCAAACUGGUAAUAUAUAAUAUCAACUUUUUUAUAUAUUAACAUUAACUGGUUAUGAAAUAUACUACUCUACAAAUAUAUUUUUCUGUGCAAUAUAUACCUUUUUUGUCAACCCAUCUUCAUUUAAAUCUUCCAAUGGUGUACUGGCGAUUACUGUCCGAUACAUCGGUGCAUCGAUAAUUUAUUUAUUUAUUUACACCCAUAAUGUUUUCUUGGUGAUUAUAUUUAGCUGGAGUUAUUACAUGACCCAAAUAUCCAACAGCUUUGAUUUGUCUUUACACAGGAAUAUAUUUUGUUAUUAUGAUUAUUAUUGUUAUUAUUAUUGUUAUUGUUAUUAUUAUUAUUAUUUAUUUAUUUUUUUCUUCAAGCCAGUGCACAGAAUAGCAAAUGUCUUCCUAUUCACUAUGUAAUCUAUGACGUACAUUAUAGAUUAGAUUAUUACAUAAUGGCGUUAUCAUAUCUAUGUAAUGCACUAUAUGACCAUUUAGGAUUCGACCACUGAGCAAUUGUGAUUCCAGUAAGGUUAUGUGUAUAUAAUAUCACAUUUAUUAUCUUUCCUUUUUUAUAUAAAUAAAAUUAUAUGUCAUUUAUAUUGAUAUACUGUACAUGGAUAAUUUUAUACAUAGUUCUAUGAUACAUGAUUUUAGAAAUUGAAAACAUAUUAUUACUUUAAGUGAUGUGUCAAUUGAAAACCCUUAAAUGGGUCACUUGCCUUCCUUCAUACACUUAAAUGUGGCGCAUUCAUGUGUAUGGUGACCCAAAAGAGAUUACAUGCAGUUUUAUGUCCUCCUUCCUACUGCUAUUGCUUGUUGACAAAUAAACUAGACAUUACUUCAUGGUUUUA
Ictalurus punctatus (channel catfish) is the source of this 2847-nucleotide messenger RNA. Its product is annotated as cytochrome P450 4F3-like. Gene Ontology annotation, molecular function: heme binding; monooxygenase activity; iron ion binding. The record is from RefSeq and is a predicted model, not a curated record. The transcript has 7 exons. NCBI's taxonomy places the organism in Eukaryota, Metazoa, Chordata, Actinopteri, Siluriformes, Ictaluridae. Bases 22 to 735 code for a protein of 237 amino acids.